ACAAGUUUCAACUUCAUUUGACAAAAGAGAACAAACUAAACACUGCUACUUACCUGAAAAAUGUCUGCUACUGUCCAGGACUUUGAGCUUGUGAGAAUUCAGGUCAUUCACUUAGUUCUCAUUAGUUCUCUCAUUUUCCACUUAAUUAGUUUUCUCAUUAGCCUUCUUUAACUACUGCUUUGUAUUUUUUUGUUUACAGACUUGUGUUCUUAAAGUACAGAUCAACUGUCAUGGAUGCUUGCAGAAGGUGAAGAAACUGCUUAAAAGAAUUGAAGGGGUUUAUCAAGUGAAAAUGGAUGUUGAUGAACAAGUGGUCAUAAUAUCUGGGAAUGUGGACUCAGCAACACUGAUCAAGAAGCUAAACAAAUCUGGAAAACAUGCAGAGCUUUUAUCAGAAAACCCAAUGGAAAACCAAGAAACAGAACUACUCUACAACUGGUUGAAUGAUGACUUUCACCAAAACCAGGGAGGUCUAAGCUGGUGUGACGAUGAGAAGACUCAAAACAGAGAACUCCUUGACUGGCUCAAUAAUACCAAGCAUCAAAACCAAAUGCACAGCUUGUACAAUUCUCUUGGAGCCUCCAAGAGACGGCCUAUGUGUGCCCCUACUGAACGAGGCUUCGAUCAUUGGGGCAACAAACAGUUUUUGGACCAGAGUAUUGGAAAUGACUCUCUCUCAGGUGAGGCAAAUCGGAAUCUUUUUGCACUAGGAAACAUGGAUUAUCCGUACAAUGUUCAGGAAGAAAGCAUCAUUAACAAUGCAGAUUUCGGAAGAACUUCUGCAUUUGGAUAUCUCCAAAGUCUACAAGGUAGAAGAAAUUCAAUGGUUGAUUUCCAAGGUCUCCGAGACAGUAAUCCUAGUUUUUAUCCAAACCAAGGUCUCAGAAGUAUUAAUUCCUGUUUUGCUAAUUUGGGAAGUGAAGAACCAGGUCUACAGAACUUACACACUGCUCAAGGGGAAUAUGGAUAUCAACCAAGGCCAUUCAGUGAGAUGAAUGACAUGCAAGCUUUCCAUUACAAACAUCCAUCUUCAACAAUGAACUCUUUUUUUGAUUACCCUCCAACAAUGAUGAACUCUUACAGGCAGAAUAGCCAUGACAAUGGCAUUGGCAACAUCAUCAAUGAUAUUUACACAUAUCAACCAGGAAGGAUUCUCAAUCAGACACCCUAUGGUGUCUUCCCACCCAACAUCAGCCAUUCUUGGAACAUGAAUAACUAUAACAAUUGAGAGACUUA
Molecule: messenger RNA, 1236 nt
Organism: Solanum tuberosum (potato)
Lineage: Eukaryota; Viridiplantae; Streptophyta; Magnoliopsida; Solanales; Solanaceae
Exons: 2
Coding region: 293-1228 (311 amino acids)
Source: RefSeq, a predicted model, not a curated record